AUGAAAAACCAAAUACGACCACACCUCUUGAUCCUGGUGACACUCACAAUCCUUUGCUCGAGCAAAGGUCUCUCCAUCUACCCACCUCGAAAUGGAGACCCGGCACCAGGAAGGUCCCCAGGACCACCAUCAGACGUCCUUCAGGACAUCAAGCUUCAGGAUGUUAACCCACCAGAAGACCUUCAGGAUAUAAGCUCCUCCGAAGUUCUCCAAGGAUCAGAGGAACUGGAGGACGUAGCGUCUCCAGAUGUAAUGCAGGAGAUACGAGUGGAUACGUCGUCCCAACAGGAAGAAACUUCGCAGGAAAAAGAAAUCAGCGACUCCAAACAAAAAGAUGGUAGUGAUGACCCGUACACGAACAGUAUGGAAAAGGAAUUGUGUGAAGUGAGUGGUUCAGUGGUUGAAGAAGAUAGAGAUAGGAUGGUCAACUUCACCAUAUCUCAUCAUCUCUUCAGAGUGGAUGAAGUUGUACCCGGUGUUAUAUAUAAUGGUAAGUUUGUCACCCAUUUUCAGAAUGAUAGCAUGACAGUCCGAGCAAAUUAA
Messenger RNA from Acanthoscelides obtectus, 543 nucleotides. Lineage: Eukaryota; Metazoa; Arthropoda; Insecta; Coleoptera; Chrysomelidae. The record is from the annotation of a GenBank genome assembly.